Messenger RNA from Acyrthosiphon pisum (pea aphid), 1524 nucleotides. RefSeq lists its product as uncharacterized. The transcript has a single exon. Bases 1 to 1524 code for a protein of 507 amino acids. The record is from RefSeq and is a predicted model, not a curated record. Lineage: Eukaryota; Metazoa; Arthropoda; Insecta; Hemiptera; Aphididae.
AUGACGCCAGCAGAGCAACAAGAACAGGAACGUGUUGAGCGAUCCUUACAGCGCGCUAUUGUUAAACGAGAUAAGCAUGUUAAUCAGAUGUUAAUCUUGUUUAACUUAUCAAAGAUAGUUGAGUCUGAUCCGUCAUCAUUACCUAUGUUCGAUGCGCGUAAGCGGGAUUUGGAAGCACUCAUGUCAGAUUUUCGCCUCGACCAGGAGGACGUUAUGGAUCGAAUGGUAGAGCUAGGGCGGAUUGAGGAGUUCAUACGGGAACAUAGUGUCAUUGAAACUGUUGUCACCGAACAAUAUUAUUCUAUACAAGCCGUGGCGGGUGCGAUGGCCUGCUGUAAAUUGGAUUCGGUAAUCAGAUCAGGCUCUCACAUUAAUUUACCAAAAAUUGAGUUACCGCACUUUAAUGGUGACAUAAUUAAUUGGCGGUCUUAUCGUGACACAUUCACAUCGCUUGUCCACGAAAAUCCAGAUCUUAACAGUGUUGAGCGAUUUCACUAUUUAAUUGCUUCAGUCUCUGGAGCUGCGAGUACGGUGGUACGUUCAGUCCCUCUUACUGGUCCCAAUUAUGAAGUUGCCUGGAAUGCAUUGCAUGAUCGAUUUGACAGUACGCGUCUCAUACUUCACGCGCACUUGGACAAGUUAUUCGGAUUUUCUCCCAUAAAAAAUGAAUCUCUAACUGACCUAAAUAACUUUUUAGAUGUAUUCAAAGAGAACACAGCUGCGAUCAACGCUCUAGGUGUGCAUGAUCUGUCCGGUUUUCUAUUAUUCUAUAUCGCGUCGCGUGUCCUGGAUAGUUCGACGAAGCGUCUCUUCGAGGCUGGUCGGGGCACACAUGAUCUUCCCACUCUAAAUGAUUUGUUAAUAUUCAUACAAUCUCGGUGCAAAGUUCUACAAAAUAGUUCGAUGUCAGACGCCGAAAUAAAACCUGCAGCUUUCACGUGCCAAAAUCCUGCAAUUUCAAGAUCAUCGUUAUUGGCCACAGCCAAGGAUCACGAGCCUCAUUGCUAUGCGUGCCAAGGGACACACUAUGUAUACAAAUGUGAGAAGUUUAAGGGACAAACCACAUCAGCACGAUUUCAGCUGGUAAAGUCCAAAAACAUGUGUUCAAAUUGUCUCAGUGGUUCCCAUGCGGAUUUCACAUGUCCGUCGAAGUAUUCGUGUCGAACCUGUUCCGGAAAACAUCAUUCGUUGCUGCACUUCGAAUCGCGAAAGCGCCAGGCUGGCACUAAUUCAAAUAACAAUGCACCCGUGGUUCCCUCGUCGUCGGCACCCCCCGUUGGUAAUCUACCAAGCACCGAUGACACGUCAUUUGUUGGUACCGUUAGCAGCGGCAAUAUGAGUGUUCUGGGCACAGCUGUGAUUCGGAUGUGCAACCAACAGGGACAAUGGGUACCAGUCCGUGCAUUAAUAGAUUGUGGAUCACAAAUAUCUGCUAUAACAAUAAAGUGCGCAACACGACUUGGUCUCACCCGGUGCAAUCGUAAAAUCAACGUAGUCGGAUUGUCACAGAGCCCUGUAGUCUAG